Messenger RNA from Ornithodoros turicata, 1708 nucleotides. RefSeq lists its product as uncharacterized. NCBI's taxonomy places the organism in Eukaryota, Metazoa, Arthropoda, Arachnida, Ixodida, Argasidae. The record is from RefSeq and is a predicted model, not a curated record. The coding region runs from base 269 to 1654 and encodes 461 amino acids. The transcript has 14 exons.
AAACGAGGACACCAAGCAUACCUCCUCUCUCGCCUGCUCUAUCGCUUCUUCCGCCCGCGCUUUUCUGGGCAGUCAUUGGCUCACCGCGCCGUCGUCCGGGUAACGCGCGCUAAUCCUGUGUUUUGAUAGGUGCAUAAAAGGGACUAUACAAACGCUCACAACACAGCCCGAGCUCGCCCGCCUUUCGACACUCGUGCAUUCCUUUUUCGUCGGUGCCAUUUUUCUUCCAGUUGCCUCUUUGCGCGUAUACCGUGGAGCCGCUGGCGUGAUGCCUUGUUGUUGCGCAGUUAAUUGCAGUAGCCGGCCUGAAAGAGGAUUUGCGAUGUUCGCCAUUCCUCAAGGAAAACGCGAUGUCAGUCGGAGAGAGAGGUGGCUCAAUAACAUAGGUCGCAAAGACUUCGACCCCACAAAAAGAACAGUUCUUUGCGAGCUCCACUUUACUCCCGAUCAGUUUGAGCCACGAAUAUUACAAGAAUAUGGAAAAAAGAAAUUAAGACCCAAUGCUGUUCCAACACUUUUUCCUCACCUGACUGCACCAAAGCAAGAGAAAUCCCCUCCAGAAAGUCACGAGCUCCCAAGCAAAAUCCCAUCCGAAGAGAGCCUAGAGCUUGAUUGUUCCAGCAAGGAGCAGCCUGUCUUUAAUGCUAAGAUGCACAUCAAACUUGAAGACACCAGCCAGGAACAGCCAUUCUUUGAUGACCUUCCUGCUAUCACACACUUGACUGCAGCAAAUGUCACAAAAACAGAGUUCGCUACAUCCUCCGAUGAGCAUUCCUUCAUAUUCAAAGGAAACCUAGAGUUUGAUGGCUCCAUCCAAGGGCAGCCCUUCUUUGAUGCCGACAAGCGCAUCAAGAUUGAAGACACCAGCCAGGUGCCGCCACUCUUUGACUAUGUCCUGACUACCACACAUUUGACUGCAGGAAACAGCACGAAAUUAGGGCCUGCCAUGACUUCCGAUGAACAUGCCUUCCCACCCGAAGAAAGCCAAGAGCUCGAUGGCACCAACCAGGAGCAGCCCUUCUUUGACGCCGAGAAGAGCAUCAAACUUGAAUACACUAGCCAGGAACAGACACCCUGUGACGACAUCCCCACUACCACAUAUUUGACUGAAGGAAACGUCGCAAAUGCAGUGACCACUACAUCUUCCGAUGGGCAUGCCCUCCUAGCUGAGAAAAGCAUCAGGCUUGAGGCCACCAGGCAGUACCAGCCCUUCUGUUACGAUCUCCCCACUACCACACAUAUCCUUGCUGAGAACGUCAUAACAGUGGAAUCCGUCGCACCUCCCCAUGAGCACGCUCCAUCACAGAAGGCCCUGCUGGAUCGAAUAUCUGAGCUGGAGCGCCUCCAAGAGGAAUUGAAUAGGAAACUAGGUCUCGCUAGGAAAAGAUACCUCAAAAGCGAACGAGAAAAAGACCAGUUGAGGAAAAAGCUGGGUAACCUCUUCAACGAUGACCAGAUUACGUCGCUGGAGCGAGCUUCGGCUCGAGGAGUACGAUGGGAGACCGACACACUCGUCAAGUCGUUGAAAGUGCGCCUGUCGUGCGGGUCCCAAGGCUAUAGCCUCCUAAGAGAUUUCGGUUACCCAUUACCGUGUGAACGAACUCUCCAGCGCCAUGUAGCACAUAUCAACGGUUCAUCUGAGACUCCUGAAUGAUAUAUCUACAUCUUGGAGCCUUCCCAGUUCAUAAUUAAACAGUUGUAUAUAGUA